UAGGAUUUCGUUGGUAGACAUGUUGAAUUCGAUAUUUUUGCUGUUCACCUUUGGUGUUUUCUCUUUAUAUGCUGAGGCUUUAUCGAUGGACGAUCUAAAGCAGAAGUAUGUGGACAACAUAUUAGAAUGUAGUAAGCAGUACCCUAUAGACCGAGCAGAUGCAGAACAGCUCCAAAACAGAAUUAUGCCUGAUAAGGAGCCCAUCAAAUGUUUGUUUGCCUGUGUUUACAAACUGGCGGGAAUGAUGAACGACCAGGGAGAGUUAUCAGUUGAAGGUGUCAAUGCAAUAUCACGAAAGUAUUUGGCUGAGGAUCCAGAGAAGUUACAGAAGAGUGAAGAGUUUACCGAAGCUUGCCGAAGUGUGAACGACGCUCCAGUCUCUGAUGGAACAAGAGGCUGCGACCGAGCUGCUCUAAUAUUCAAGUGUACGAUUGAAAAAUCUCCUGAUGACAUCGCUAUGUGGAAUUUAUUGGUUGUGUUUUUGGCAAUAUGCAGCUGUGUGUAUGCUCGAAGAAGAUCUAGUGGUGCUGAGAUAAACGGUCUAACAGAAGAAGAGCUCAAGAUGGAGUUCACAAAGUUGAUAAUGAAGUGUAACAAGGAUGGAGAGGUGGACAUGACGGAACUGGUUCAGCUGCAGAACUACGUGGUCCCGACGAAGCAGUCGACAAAAUGUGUUCUAGCAUGCGCUUAUAAGGCUGCAGAAGUCAUGAAUGCUAAAGGCGAAUACGACAUCGACCAUGCAUAUAAAGUAGCUGAAAUGAUGAAGAACGGAGAUGAAAAACGGCUGGUUAAUGCAAAGAAAAUGGCAGACCUUUGUGUUAAAGUAAACGAACUCAGCGUAUCUGAUGGUGAAAAAGGUUGUGACCGAGCAGCUAUGAUAUUCAAAUGCACAGUUGAAAAUGCACCCAAGUUUGGAUUCAAGUUAUAAAUAACAAUAUGUCGUGAUGCUC
This is a messenger RNA of Spodoptera litura, 950 nucleotides long. The record is from RefSeq and is a predicted model, not a curated record. Lineage: Eukaryota; Metazoa; Arthropoda; Insecta; Lepidoptera; Noctuidae.